CAACUUUCGUUAUCCAGCUGUUCAACCGACACCGACCUGUUUCCCAACUUUUCGAGACUGAGGGCUGGUUAUCUAAUGAGUGAGUUCGGAGCAUUUCGACCUACAAAUCUUGAGGGACAAGCGCUUGAAAUGAACUUCACUUGCCUACUCGAGGUUUGCAGAGACGCUUGCGCAGAGACAUUUUGUGGAGGAGGACUCUCUGGAUGGGGAAGAAGAAAACGAAAUUCUGCGGAAGGAAACGUAGCUCAUAUCGGCAAAGACAACACAGUUACUGCCCUUGAUGCAGAGGAACAUCAGUUGACGAAGCGACAAGCUGACUUGUAUGACAUCGAUGUAGGGGCUAAUGUUAAGAUAGUUGAGAAAUAUUCGGAGAUCCAUGUAGUAACAGAAGAGACAGUGUGUAUGAAUGCAGCCAUUCUCAUCACCAUUAUGAUAUUUCUGAGCGCGGGCCUUGUCGGGUUUGCUGGUUCAACAUUUAUUUUCUACCGGAAGUGGACAGCUUCACAGUCUAUGAUCGGAAAGUCUGCUGCCGGAAGUAGAGCAGAGAAUAAAAGAAAGGAUUCGGGCUUCCCUGGACAAAUAGAAAAUGCGUUCAGCAGAAAUGUCUUCAACCAAUAUUGACAUAUUACAGAAGUCAAAAGAAAUGUUUAUGUUAGUGGUUGUAUGUUAACAAGGCAGCAAAUAUUUCAAGACUCAUGUACAUGAGAGCAUAUAAAAGAAAUAUACGUUAAAUAUAAUGCAUGAGUAUUUUUUUAUUAGAAAAUGAGAUAUUGACACCUGCACUUAGAUAUAAGGUAUGAUUAAAACAUAUUUGCAAGAA
This is a messenger RNA of Mercenaria mercenaria, 820 nucleotides long. RefSeq lists its product as uncharacterized. The transcript is spliced from 3 exons. The record is from RefSeq and is a predicted model, not a curated record. NCBI's taxonomy places the organism in Eukaryota, Metazoa, Mollusca, Bivalvia, Venerida, Veneridae. The coding region runs from base 76 to 621 and encodes 181 amino acids.